Astyanax mexicanus (Mexican tetra) is the source of this 1598-nucleotide messenger RNA. RefSeq lists its product as uncharacterized. The coding region runs from base 1 to 1143 and encodes 380 amino acids. The record is from RefSeq and is a predicted model, not a curated record. Lineage: Eukaryota; Metazoa; Chordata; Actinopteri; Characiformes; Acestrorhamphidae. The transcript has 15 exons.
AUGGCGGCUUUCACACCUUUGCUGCUGCUCCUCAUGGUGUUCAUCGUUUCUGCUGUUCAGAAAGAAAUUCACUUUUAUCACAUCAGCACUGUUCACUACAGCCCUUUCCACACUACCUCCCCCGAGCUCCCGGAUACUGUCCGGCCGGAUGAUGAGAAUCUGGAUUCAGAAGAGACCCAAGAACUUUUCAUCCACCUUCUGGAGAUCAUAUAUAACAGUACUGAACAUGCUGAGAGGAAUAUCUGUGAGAUGGAGAGAUUCUCCAGAGGAGCCGUGACCUUACCGAACUCUACAUCUGACCACGGACUUACCGUCCUGUACCGGAUAGCGACGGACGAUACGGUUCAGUGUGUGGUGCUGAACAGUGAUCUUCCUGUGGAUGAAGAAGAUUCACCCAGCCUCAGCCAGGUCAGCAGGGACUACCUGGUGCGGAGGUGCAUGGAGAGGAUCUUCAGGGGUUGUUAUGAGGCGGCGACCGGUUCUGAAGAUGAUUUCUGGUUUAAUUCAACCUUUAAUAACAUCAGUGACUGUGUGAAUUCUCACCUGGUCAGAAUCAUCUUGACAGCAAAACCUCCAGCUGAAGAAGCCACCAGAGAAGACCUAAACGAUGUUCAGAUGGAUGAAGACCAGGGUGGAGAAGAUUCGGAUCAAGUCAAGAGAAGGUUGGCUGCUUCUAUGGAUAUUCCUCUAACUCUGGCUGGUGAUGAUUUUGAUCAGAAGGGACUGACUCCAGCUGGACCUGGUGAUUAUGAAGGUCAGAACAGACUGAUUCCAGCUAGACGAAGAUUUGCUGCUUCUAAGGAUAUUCCUCUAACUCUGGCUGGUGAUUAUGAAGGUCAGAACAGACUGAUUCCAGCUAGACGAAGAUUUGCUGCUUCUAAGGAUAUUCCUCUAACUCUGGCUGGUGAUGAUGGUGAUGAUGGUGAUGAAGGUCAAAACAGACAGGCUGCAGGACUGACCCCAGAUAGACGAAGAUUUGCUGCUUCUAUGGAUAUUCCUUUAACUCUGGCUAAUGUUUGUGGUGAGGAUGAUGAAGGUCAGAAUAGAUUGACUGCAGGACUGAGCCCAGCUGGACGAAAAUUGGCUGCUUCAAUGGAUAUUCCUUUGACCUUGGCAGAGACAGCAGAAUCUUUUGACCAGUGAAGAAUCAGAAAUUUGCAGUGGACACAAUCACCUGCAAAAAUGUUCUGGUUGUCAUAAUUUUUUUGGCAAAAAUACGACAUUUGUGUGUUUCUUUGGUUGCUGCUGCCGCCUUCUGACAACUGAUUUCUAAAUAACCCUCCGUUUGUAUUUUGUAUUUUGUAUUAAAACUUAUGUAAAACAGUAGAUUUUCUACACGUUGUCAGAGUUUAAACUGUGUACUGUAAUAAUUAAAUAUUUAAUAUUGAAUAUUGUUAUUUUUUAUUGAAACUGUUUUUUUAUAUGAUGUGUUUUUAUGUGUAUAUAUUUGUUUUGCAUUUACUUGAUCUGAGAUUAGAUUUUCAGCUUUAUUUUAAGAGCAUUGGGUCAACAACUUUACUUGGUAACUGUUACAGUCUGGUCAAAUGCAGUAUAAACCAGAGAAACAAACUGAUCGCUUAAAAUGUUUACUUUUUUGU